Rotaria sp. Silwood1 is the source of this 903-nucleotide messenger RNA. Lineage: Eukaryota; Metazoa; Rotifera; Eurotatoria; Philodinida; Philodinidae. The record is from the annotation of a GenBank genome assembly.
AUGAGUUUAUCAUCAGCUUGUCAACCAACAGUUACUGGUACUAGUUUCCGUUGGGAACCAGCCGGAAUUACAGUAGCUGGCACCACUGGGGUGGCGGGUGUUUCCCAAGAUCUAUUGAAUCUUCCUUACACUUUGGCAUUCGAUUCGACCAAUUCACUAUAUAUCUGUGAUCACUUUAAUAGCCGAAUUCAAAAAUGGGUUCUGGGCGCUUCAAAUGGUACCACGGUUGCUGGCCAACCAAAUGGAGCACUUGGUUCGAGUGCUGCCCAUUUAUAUCGUCCUGCCGGGAUUGCCUUAGACUCGAAUGGAAAUGUACUCGUGGGUGAUACCUAUAAUCAUCGUGUUCAAAUGUGGCAGCAAGGCGCAUCAUCGGGUACCACGAUAGCUGGAGCAACAGGUAGUUUUGGCUUGCCAAAUGACCGACUGUAUAAUCCGUUUGGCAUUGCACGUGAUCCAAGAACUGGUGCACUUUAUAUUGCUGAUCGUGAAAACCAUCGUGUGAUGAGCUAUUUACCUGGCUCAUCGUCAGGUACCGUUGUUGCUGGUGGGAAUGGACCUGGUGUGAAGAAUACGCAGCUCUACCUGCCUAUUGCUGUUCGUUUUGAUAUGUCAACAGAAAGCCUUGUGAUUCUCAACUACGGAGCAAACAAUAUAGUGCGUUGGAAAUUGGGAGAAAGUAAUGGGACACAUGUUGCUGGAAAUAUACACGGUGGCUCUGGAGUAACAUCAAUGCAUCUCAACGGUCCUGUCGAUAUGGUUCUUGAUCAUUGGGGCAACAUUUAUGUAGCAGAUACCAACAAUCACCGUAUACAAUUUUUCAAAGCUGGAGAAACAAACGGAACAACUCUUGCUGGUAUUACGGGCGCAAUCGUUAAAGUAACAUUUCACGAAAAUAAAAUAUGA